Molecule: messenger RNA, 915 nt
Organism: Symbiodinium sp. CCMP2456
Lineage: Eukaryota; Dinophyceae; Suessiales; Symbiodiniaceae
Source: the annotation of a GenBank genome assembly
AUGGAGGCAGUGGGGUGCCAGCCAAGCUUGGUGGAGUUGGGCAAGACCCGGAGCGCCCCGUUGCCGAGCAUGGAGGACCCGGAAGAUUCAGCCAAACUUCAACCGCUGGUUCGAACACGCACAAUUUCGGCUGUGUCCACGGACAGCUGUGUGUCGGCACUUUCCUCGUCGACGGUCUUCUGGUCGCCAUCUUCGCAUUUCACGCCGAAAUCCUCCGUCUAUCCGCCUGGCAUGGGACUUACGCCACUGGCUGGCAGCCAGCCGCACAGGACCUUGACGCCUUCCGCUUCUCCGAUCGUGCGCACGAUCUCCAUGGGCUCGGAGGCGAGCCUCGUGCGCACGACGUCCAUCUCACGUCCCUACCCGCCGGGCUUGGGAUACACGCCCAUCAGCACGCCCAAAGAUUCGCUUUCUCGGGCGAACUCCUUCGGCUUGAACGCUGAAGUGGAGCCGUGCAGACCCAGGAGGAAGUCCACAGACCUCACGGCCGUCCUCGAGGCCCACGCCGAGGAUCACAGCUUCUCCCGGGAGCUGCUGCUGCUCUUCCGCAGCGAACCUUCGGACGCGUCGGACGCGGCGGAAGCGGGCUUUCUGCUGCCGGCCCCGGGUUUCUUCAGAAUGCAAGCCGUCGUCUCAGACGCGUCUCCGAAGACACUUGCCGAGCAGGCUUCACGCCCGGCCAAGGCGGCGAAAGCCAAGCCAGCCCAGGCUGCGCAAGGCAAGGGCAAGGGGAGCUCCGACCCGUCUGGCAAGGGCAAAGCUGCGCUUUCCGAAGCCUCCCAGGCUCCGGUGGCUGGACACGUGCCGUCAAAGGGCCCGGCAGUUGCAUCCCAAGGAAACAAAGGUGCGCAGGCACCGCGCCAGGGCGCCUACGCCAUGAAGGCAGGGCUGCCGUGUCAAUCCGGAGGAGACUAG